Molecule: messenger RNA, 1009 nt
Organism: Saccoglossus kowalevskii
Lineage: Eukaryota; Metazoa; Hemichordata; Enteropneusta; Harrimaniidae
Source: RefSeq, a predicted model, not a curated record
UUCAAGUAGUACAUGUGAUGAUGAUGAAGGAGGACCAGAUGGUGGUGGACAUGGUGGAAAUAAUAAUGCAAAUAGUGGUGAAGAACAUGGUCAGAGUAACAGUGGCUACUCCACUGCUAGUUUAGGUAGUGUAUAUGAAGAUGAAGAAGUUGGUUUCGGAGAUGUUGCAAAUACAAAAGCAAAUGGUGGUGGAGAACAUGGACAGAGUAACAGUGGUCAUUCCGCUGACAGUUUAAGUAGUGCAGAUGAAUAUGAAGAAGGACCAGAUGGCGGUGGACAUGGUAGAAAUACUACUACAAAUGGUGGUGGAGAACAUAAUCAGAAUAACACUGGUCACAUCACUGACAGUUUGAAUAUUGCAGAUGAAGAAGGAGAACAACCGAUUGAUGGUGUACAUAGUGGAAUCACUAAUACAAAUGGUAAUGGGGAUCUGGGCCAGAGUAGCAGUGGUCAAUCAAGUGAUAAUCCAGGUAGAGCAGAUGAAGAAGAGGAAGGUCAAAUAGAGGGAACUCAAGGUGGUAAUAUAAAUGAUAAUGAAGAACAGGAUGAGAAUAAUGGUCAACUAUUAAAUGUUGAAAAUGUACGUGAAGUUCAUGAGCAGGUACUUACAACACCCACCUAUAACAAUAUUUGGUUCAAAAGUGUUGUUCCUGUAGGAGGUGAUGUUGGAGCACAGCAUGCAGGUCUAACUACCCAAAAAGCAUUUGAAGAAAUGAACAGCAUCAUUUCGGAGAGUUCUACUGUUGCAAUAGGUAUAGCAGCUGCUGUUGGUGUAGGAGGGAUAUUCGCUGUUGUGGGAAGACACUUGUACAAGAGAAUGACAAAUAAGGUGUCAUACCAAGCACAAUCACCGACAUCGAGCCAAUCUGAUUUGGUGAACGAGAACAGUGAUGGGGAUGUAGAAUCGGCAGAGAAGAACGACAAUGGGGCAACGGGAGCAGAUGAAAUAAAGGACUUGUAUAAAGAUCAUGGUUUUCAUUGCUCCUCUAUUCCCGUAGUGAAUAUAUAG